Molecule: messenger RNA, 2066 nt
Organism: Archocentrus centrarchus (flier cichlid)
Lineage: Eukaryota; Metazoa; Chordata; Actinopteri; Cichliformes; Cichlidae
Gene: slc67a1
Product: solute carrier family 67 member 1
Exons: 11
Coding region: 431-1732 (433 amino acids)
Biological process (GO): transmembrane transport
Cellular component (GO): nuclear envelope
Molecular function (GO): transmembrane transporter activity
Source: RefSeq, a predicted model, not a curated record
UUUUUUUUUUUUGUAUAUGUUUACAUACUCUCGUUUUUAUAACUGCUCUGUUCGAUAGGAACAAAAAAGUCGCGACUCCUAAAAUAUGCAAAAACCGGAAACUGUAAGAUUUUCUUAACUAACGUUAAUACCUACCCCGGUAACGCCUUUAAGUUUCAAAGUUCAACCAGUGCACGGUUUAGCUAACAAUUUAUGUGAGAGGUCACUCGACCAGAGGACGCUUUAGCAGCCAGUUUACCUUUGUUGGAGAGAGCGCACUCUAACGCUUCUGUAGUUAUUGUUGUCAGCGAGGAGCAAAAAUGAGUCGAAGAGGUGAAAGAAACGAUCAAACGACCACAGCCUCUGUUUCCUCUCCGGAAACCGCCGCAGACCAUUCACAGCGGAUGAAGACAAUCUACAUCAUGUAUCUAAUCACCGCUUUGGAAAUCACAUGGAUGUUUUUACAGUUCUCUGUCACCCCUAUCCAUCAGACAGAAAGGAGGAGUGGUUAACAGAAGAAGCACUGAGGACUUCGGAGUCUUGGACAAGAUCAAGAACAAUAGAAUCCUCAUGCUGCAUAGUAGUGGGCCUUGACAUGUCAAUGACUUUGAGAGUCCCUUUGUCUGCUACUUCUGAAAUUGAGUAUUUAGCAAAGAAACUUGGCUUCGACACGUUGUGGUUUGGUUAUUUGCAAACCAUGGUUGGUGUGGUUCAGCUGCUCGGGGGUCCUGUGUUUGGCAGGUUUGCAGAUCUGUUUGGGGCACGGAUGGCCUUGUCCCUGGUGUGUACUUCUACUAUUGUCUUCUUUCUGCUCCUGGCCACAGCAGAAACUCCAGCCAUGCUGUUCAUCCACAAACUCCCCACAGUCUUCAUGCAUGUCCUGCCUGCAUCGCAAAUGGUCGUUACAGACCUUUCAGAGCCUGAGAAACGAGCUGAUGCCUUAUCCAAACUUGGUCUGUGUUUUGGUAUUGGUAUGAUAGCUGGCUCCACAUUAGGCGGACAGCUGAGCAAACUCUAUGGGGAGAGGUUUGCUGCGUGUUUUGGUGCUGCAGGGAGCGCCUUCAGCUUGUUGUUAGUUUUCAAGUUCAUCCCAAAAACUACUAAAGCUGAAACUGCCAGAGGCGACACUACGGGUGACAACAAAAAGUCAGUUUUCAGUCUGGGUGAGAUUACAAGGCUGAUGAAGUUUCCAGGAGUGACGCAGACUUUCAUUAUCAAGAUAGUCGCAGGUUUGCCAUCAGGCAUUUUUCAAGUGAUGUUCUCUAUCAUUGCACUGGAUUUCUUUAAGCUGCAACCUGAGGAGAAUGGUUACCUCAUGGCCUAUUUUGGCAUCAUUCAAAUGGUUAUUCAAGGAGGAGUGAUCGGUCGACUUACGGCGAGAUACUCUGAGAAUUCAUUGCUACUUCUGUCCAUUGGAGUGUCCUCUAUGGUGGGACUGGCUCAGGCAUAUAUACAGAAUGUGUUCCAGUUCUGCCUUAACAUCAUCCCAAUGAUGUUCUCGCUCAGUGUGUUUAAUGUCAUCACAGACACCAUGCUCACCAAGAGUGUACCGUCCUCUGACACAGGUACAAUGCUGGGACUGUGUGCGUCUGUUCAGUCUCUGCUUCGCACAGUGGGACCCACUAUUGGUGGCUUCUUGUAUGUGAACUAUGGCAUUUCCUCUAUAGGUUUAAUCCAGUGUUUCGUGAAUAUUGGGAUGUUUGUUUACCUGCUGCAGCGGCGACAAAACAAGACAGACGAGCAGAGGAAGUGAUGCCGCUCACUCAUUUGUCUCUUAUUUUUCCAAAAAAAAAAGGAGAGGAGAGGAGAGGAGCUGGAAAUCAGUUGAGUUUAAAAACAAAUAUCAUAUAUGCACAUAUUUCCUCUGUUUUAGUAAUGAGACCAGGUCCCAUCAUUCCAGUUCUUCAGUAUGCAGAUUUUAUGCCCUGCUCAGGUUGUUGUGAGGAUUCACGAACUGACCACUAGAUGACAGCAAAUCCUCUGUUUUACUACUUGAAGACUUUAAAUCAGUUUGUUGCAAUAGAGAUUUUAUUUUAUUUUAAUAAAUACAGUGCCAGUCAACACCAUCAUUGCUACAACACAGUUAU